AUGACUCCAUCCUUCCCGUCGAUCACUUUCCCAAACCAUUGGACUCUGGCAACUGGUUUGUAUCCUGAGGCACACGGCAUUGUUGCGAACGAAUUUUACGAUCCAGCUCUCAAGGAGGAAUAUAUUCAUAAAAAUGCCACUAUUAGUGCAGAUCCCAAAUGGUGGGGAGGAGAACCCAUUUGGAUAACAAGUAAAACUCAAGGCAAAAGAUCAGCGGUCAUUAUGUGGCCAGGUUCCAACGUUCCAAUCCACGGUAUUUCUUCGGAUUAUUAUGUGCCCUAUAUUAGAACUACCACAGCCAUGGAGAAAAUGGAUACCGUGUUGAGUUGGUUGGAUUUACCGCUGGAAGUAAGACCGCAAUCCAUCAAUGUCUACAUACAACAGAUAGACCAAAAAGGACAUGGCGGUGGUCCAGAUGGAAAGCAGUUGAAUUCAGUUUUGACAAUGACGGAUAAUGCCAUUGGCCGCUUAAUGGUUGGCUUAGCGGAAAGAAAUAUCGAUCGACACGUUCAUAUUGUAGUAGUAAGCGAUCAUGGUAUGGCUGCCUCUGAUAAAUCAAGACUUAUCUUUUACGAUGAAUUUAUAUCAUCCGAAUCUGAAGCUUUUUUACGUGAACGAGAAGCAUGGCCGCUGCUUGGUCUGCGCCCUAAAGAGGAUGCACCUGACUAUGCGCUCGAUAAAAUCUACAAAGAAAUCUACGAUUAUACCCAAAGGGUUGACAACCCUCAUUUCAAACUGUAUCGUCGUGAGGAAGUCCCCGAACGCUUUCAUUACAACUCUACAGAACGUAUCGCUCCUAUUUUGUUAAUUCCUGACGUUGGUUACGCCAUUAUUCGAAGCACAGAUUUCGACAUAAAUUCUGGAAAGGACUAUCAUCCCAUGGGUAUCCACGGCUAUGAUAAUAUGGCGUAUGAAAUGAGAGCCAUUUUUGCGGCCAAAGGACCUAAAAUCGACGAAUUAUAUUUGCCCAACACUGUGGUGAAGCCAUUUUGCAAUGUGGAAAUCUAUCGAUUUUUGACUAAACUGCUGGACUUGGAUCCAGCGCCGAAUAAUGCAACACUAAACGGUGCAUUUGAAAUAUUAUAG
Molecule: messenger RNA, 1086 nt
Organism: Mycotypha africana
Lineage: Eukaryota; Fungi; Mucoromycota; Mucoromycetes; Mucorales; Mycotyphaceae
Product: alkaline-phosphatase-like protein
Exons: 3
Coding region: 1-1086 (361 amino acids)
Biological process (GO): nucleoside triphosphate metabolic process
Molecular function (GO): nucleoside triphosphate diphosphatase activity; ribonucleoside triphosphate phosphatase activity
Source: RefSeq, a predicted model, not a curated record